CUGCUCCCUCUCACACACACCCCUCCAGAGCAUCGGCAGGGGCUGGAGCUGCCAUCUCAGAGCCGUGAUGAGCGGAGGGGUCUACGGAGGAGAUGAAGUUGGGGCGCUGGUCUUCGAUAUUGGCUCAUUCUCCGUGCGCGCUGGUUAUGCCGGAGAAGACUGCCCUAAGGCCGAUUUCCCCACCACGGUGGGCUUGUUGUCCCAUGACGAGUCGGCCAUGGAGCUGGACGGAGACAAGGAGAACAAGUCGGGGAAGGUCUACUACAUCGACACCAACUCCUUGCACGUGCCUCGGGAGAACACAGAGGUCAUCUCACCACUCAAGAACGGGAUGAUUGAGGACUGGAGCUGCUUCCAGGCCAUUCUGGACCACACCUACAACAAGCAUAUCAAAUCGGAGCCAAACUUGCACCCAGUGCUCAUGUCCGAAGCCCCAUGGAACACACGGGCCAAGCGGGAGAAGCUGACGGAGCUCAUGUUCGAACAUUACAGCAUCCCGGCUUUCUUUCUCUGCAAAACCGCCGUGCUCACGGCCUUUGCCAACGGGCGCAGUACGGGGCUCGUCCUGGACAGUGGCGCGACUCAUACCACAGCCAUCCCAGUUCACGACGGUUACAUCCUGCAGCAAGGAAUUGUGAAAUCACCUCUAGCUGGAGACUUCAUAUCUAUGCAGUGCCGUGAACUCUUCCAAGAGAUGAACAUCGAGAUCAUUCCACCCUACAUGAUUGCAGCCAAGGAGGCGGUCCGUGAAGGGGCCCCCCCAAACUGGAAAAAGAAAGAGAAGCUGCCCCAAGUCAGCAAAUCGUGGCACACCUAUACCUGUAACGAGGUCAUACAGGAUUUCCAGGCCUCGGUCUUGCAAGUUUCAGACUCUCCGUACGAUGAACAGGUAGCCGCCCAGAUGCCGACCGUCCACUAUGAAAUGCCCAACGGUUAUAAUACAGAUUAUGGGGCGGAGCGGCUCCGAAUCCCGGAGGGCCUCUUUGAUCCCUCCAAUGUGAAGGGCCUCUCCGGAAACACCAUGCUGGGCGUCGGUCACGUGGUCACCACCAGCAUUGGGAUGUGUGACAUUGACAUCCGUCCUGGUCUGUACGGCAGCGUCAUCGUCACAGGCGGAAACACCCUCUUGCAAGGCUUCACGGACCGCCUCAACCGGGAACUCUCUCAGAAGACGCCGCCGAGCAUGCGCCUGAAGCUCAUCGCCAGCAACAGCACCAUGGAGAGGAGAUUCAGCCCCUGGAUCGGGGGCUCCAUUUUGGCUUCGCUCGGCACCUUCCAGCAGAUGUGGAUCUCCAAGCAGGAAUAUGAGGAAGGGGGGAAACAGUGCGUGGAGAGGAAGUGCCCCUGAAAGGACGCCGGUCCCCUUGGCAUGUCCCCCCCCAAGACCCCCCCCCCAACAUGGACCCUUUCAUCCCACGGCUCCCCACCCUGCAGAGAUACCUUUGGCUGCUUACUCCCCACCCCUGCUCCCCUUCCACAGAAACGCCUCCCCCCCUCCGCUGGAUGCUACCGCCCCCUCCUGCACAGUGAGUCCCACCCCGUCCUGUGGCGACGGACGAAGCGCCCCCCCCACUCUCCACAUCAGCCUGGACCAGCUCCCCCCCCCCCAGGACUCCAGGAGAGCCCCCGUGGGUCCCGAUCACACCAAAGCCCUGUCUCCCCACAGCAGAGAGGGAGAGGGGGGGCUCUGCAGAGGACAAGAUGGGCUCAGCCGUAGGCAUCAUCCUUCCUUGGAGGUCCUGGGUCUCAACCGGAGGAGACCCUGUGGGGAGGGGGCUUCCCCACUGCCCUGGGGUCUUCCUGGACGUGGGUGGCCCCUCUUCACGGUCACUCUCAUCAUCUCAUGAACCCCCCCCCCUUGUGCCAUUUUAUAAACCUAACCUGGGCGGUUCUCUUUAUUCGCUGGAUGGACUGAAGGGUCUUCCUUUCAUGGUUUAACUUUUGUUGGUGUUGAAAAAUAAUAAAGU
This is a messenger RNA of Pogona vitticeps (central bearded dragon), 1967 nucleotides long. NCBI's taxonomy places the organism in Eukaryota, Metazoa, Chordata, Lepidosauria, Squamata, Agamidae. The record is from RefSeq and is a predicted model, not a curated record.